Molecule: messenger RNA, 3270 nt
Organism: Plasmodium malariae
Lineage: Eukaryota; Apicomplexa; Aconoidasida; Haemosporida; Plasmodiidae
Product: valine--tRNA ligase, putative
Exons: 1
Coding region: 1-3270 (1089 amino acids)
Biological process (GO): valyl-tRNA aminoacylation
Cellular component (GO): cytosol
Molecular function (GO): aminoacyl-tRNA deacylase activity; valine-tRNA ligase activity; ATP binding
Source: RefSeq, a predicted model, not a curated record
AUGAGAAAAACUUUACUAAGAAGAAUAUUGUUCUACAAAUAUCAAACGUGUGCAAGAUAUAGUAAAGUAAAGAACAUGGAAAACAGAAAUUUGAAGGAGAAUUUAAAAUCUAUGAAGGAUGCAUAUGAUCCUAAAAGUGUGGAAUCAAAGUGGUAUACAUUUUGGGAACAAAAUGACUAUUUUAAACCAAAAAAAGAAUUAAUAAAAAUUAAAGAUAAUGCAAAUAAAUUUGUAAUUGUAUUACCGCCUCCUAAUAUUACUGGAACGUUACAUAUUGGUCAUACAUUAACAAUAGCUAUUCAGGAUUCGUUAGUUAGAUAUAAAAGAAUGAAAAAUUAUUUAACGUUAUAUAUACCUGGGACAGACCAUGCAGGUAUAGCAACUCAAACCGUUGUUGAAAAAAUGUUAUAUAAAAAAGAGAAAAAAGUAAGACAUGAUUAUGGAAGAGAUGAAUUUGUAAAAAAAAUAUAUGAGUGGAAAAAUUUGCAUGGUAAUAAAAUAAAUAACCAAAUAAGAAGAAUAGGUGCAUCCGUUGACUGGUCAAGAGAAUAUUUUACCAUGAAUGAGAAUUUGUCUAUUGCUGUUAAAGAAGCAUUUAUUAGAUUUUACGAUAGUGGACUAAUAUAUCGAGAUAAUAGAUUAGUAGCCUGGUGUCCUCAUUUGAAAACUGCUUUAUCAGAUAUAGAGGUUAAUCUUGAAGAAAUUAAAAAACCAACAAAAAUUAAAAUCCCUUCUUUUGAUCAUUUAGUAGAAGUAGGUGUUUUAUAUAAAUUUUUUUAUCAAAUAAAAGAUAGUCAAGAAAAAAUUGAAAUUGCAACAACUCGUAUUGAAACAAUGUUAGGAGAUGUCGCAGUGGCAGUACAUCCAAAUGAUAAAAGAUAUUCUCAUUUAGUAGGAAAAGAAUUAAUUCAUCCUUUCAUUUUGGAUAGAAAAUUAAUUGUUAUUGCUGAUACAUAUGUUGAUAUGGAAUAUGGUACAGGGGCAGUAAAAAUUACACCAGCACAUGAUAAAAAUGACUAUGAAAUGAUGAAAAGACAUAAUUUAAAAUAUAUUAAUAUAUUUACAUUAGAUGGACAUAUUAAUGAAAACGGAGGAGAAUUAUUUGCAGGUUUACAUCGAUUUGAAUGUAGGUUUAAAAUUCAAGAAGAAUUAAAAAAACGAAAUUUAUUGUCAGAUAAAAUUCCUAAUUCCAUGUCCUUACCCUUAUGCUCAAGAAGCAAUGAUAUCAUUGAAUAUAUGCUUAUUCCUCAAUGGUAUUUAAAUUGCUCAGAGCUAGCUAAACAGGCGAUCAGUUAUGUGAAGACUAAGGAACUAGCAAUUAUUCCUGCACAACACAUAAAUACCUGGUUUUAUUGGCUAGAAAAUGUUAGGGACUGGUGUAUAUCAAGACAGUUAUGGUGGGGUCAUCGGAUUCCUGCAUAUAAAAUUAUAAUGAAAGAUGACUUAACAGGGGAAAGCGCAGGCGCAGAAAAUCAAAAUAGUGGACAAAGUAAUGGACAAAAUAGAAGUCAGACAAGCAUCCAUAAUAACAAUAUCUGCUUGAAUCCUUAUGAACAAGGUCAGGAGCAAUGGGUAGUUGGGAAUUCCCAUGAGGAAUGCAUAGAGAAAGCAAAAAAGUUAAUAGGAGAAGAUAAACAGUUUGAAUUAAUUCAAGAUGAAGAUGUCCUGGAUACGUGGUUUUCUUCUUCUUUAGUUCCCUUUAGUUCAUUAGGAUGGCCAGAACAAACAGAAGACAUAGAAAAUUUCUUCCCGAAUACUAUUUUAGAAACUGGUCAGGAUAUAUUAUUUUUUUGGGUAGCUAGAAUGGUAAUAGUUUCCAUACAUUUAAUGAAAAAGUUACCAUUUAAUACAAUAUAUUUACAUGCUAUGAUAAGAGAUUCGAAAGGAGAAAAGAUGAGCAAAAGUAAAGGAAAUGUUGUGGAUCCUCUAGAUAUUAUUGAUGGAAUAACACUAGAAGGGUUACAUCAGAAAUUAUAUGAAGGAAAUUUACCAGAAAAAGAAAUUAAAAGAGCUAUAGAAUUACAAAAAAAAGAAUUCCCAAAGGGUAUACCUGAAUGUGGUACAGAUGCCUUAAGGUUUGGUCUACUAACCUACUUAAAACAAGGAAGAAAUGUAAAUUUAGAUAUUAAUAGAAUUAUUGGAUAUAGACAUUUUUGCAAUAAAUUAUGGAAUGCUGUCAAAUUUUUUCUAAAGACAUUACCAGAAAAUUAUGAUAAUUAUAAUAUUUUACUUUACAAACCUGAAUAUGUCAAAACCGUUAAGUGGGAGGACAAAUGGAUUUUACAUAGAUUAAAUAUAUAUAUUAAAAGUGCAAAUGAAAAUUUUAAUGCGUAUAAUUUUUCGGAAGUAGCAUUUGCUUCGUACAAUUUUUGGCUAUACGAUUUAUGUGAUAUUUAUUUAGAACUAAUAAAGGCACGCCUAAAUACAGAUUCGCAAGGAGAUGUACAAAAUAAGCAGUUACCAAAUGAAAAGAGACAAGAUGAUGUACCAUCUGGUAGUAAAACUACUAAUUACACUGCUGUUAAUACAACUGAUAACCCUGAUGGUGUACUAACUGAUAGUAAAAUGGAUGAUGGGCUUGAAGCAAAUAAAACGCUGCAUGCGUGUCUUGAUUAUGGCCUUAGACUUCUACAUCCAAUAUCUCCAUUCAUAACAGAAGAAUUAUAUCACAAAAUUGCAGCAGAAGCAUACAAAUUUGAUUCUAUUUCCAUAGCUAGUUAUCCAGAAUAUGUAGAAUUGUGGAAUAAUGAACAAGUUAAUUUAGAAAUGAAUACAUUUAUGAUCAUUGUUAAGCAAUUUAGAUCUUUUAUUUCAAAUCUUGAAAUUCCUCCAAAAUCUAAGCUAAAUUGUUUUAUUGCUGCAAAAAAUAAAGCAGAUGAAAUUUUUAUCGAAAAAGUAAAAAGUAAAAUCCAAGUAUUAGCCAAGCUAUCAUCCCUAAGUAUAGUUAAUUACAAUGUGGAUGAAUUAUCGCAGGAAUUAAAAAUUCAAAUUAAAAAAUGUCUAAAAGAUAUUAUUUCGAACCAAUUUAUUAUAUAUGUCCAGUCGACGGAAGAAUAUCUUAAACCCUUGUUACUUAAUAUGGUAAAUAAAAAUAAAAAGUUACAGAAUUCUUUAGAUUCGUAUUUAAAAAAAAUUAAUGAUCCAAAUUACGAACAAAAAGUUCCUGAACAAGUCAGAAAUUUAUAUAUGGAAAAAGUGGAGCAAUUAAAUUCUCAAAUACUGGAUAUAUCAAAUAUUAUAAUUGAAAUUAAUGAAUGCUUGAAAAAUUGA